This is a messenger RNA of Nelumbo nucifera (sacred lotus), 773 nucleotides long. Its product is annotated as Cytochrome bd ubiquinol oxidase, 14kDa subunit. Gene Ontology annotation, biological process: mitochondrial electron transport, ubiquinol to cytochrome c. The record is from RefSeq and is a predicted model, not a curated record. Gene Ontology annotation, cellular component: respiratory chain complex III. NCBI's taxonomy places the organism in Eukaryota, Viridiplantae, Streptophyta, Magnoliopsida, Proteales, Nelumbonaceae.
CUAAAGAGAAAUUUUGAUCAUAUUUGUUUCAGGGCCUUGGGUUGGGGAAGUCGGGCGAUUCUUCCAGAAAAGUAGCAAAAAAGGGAGCGAGCGCAAAGGAGAGUUGCAGAGAAUUGCGCAGCCAUGGCUUCGUCCAUGUUGCAAUCUUUCUUGAAUCCAUCAAAGAAUUGGUUCGCUGCUCAACACAUGAAAUCCCUCUCGAAACGGCUCAGGAAAUACGGGCUUCGAUACGAUGACCUCUAUGACCCGAUGUACGAUCUGGACAUCAAAGAAGCUCUGGCUCGCCUUCCUCGCGAGAUCGUUGACGCGAGGAACCAGCGUCUCAAGCGCGCCAUGGACCUCUCGUUGAAGCACGAGUACCUUCCCGAAGAUUUGCAGGCAAUGCAGACACCAUUUAGGAGCUACCUUCAGGAUAUGCUGGCGCUUAUAAAGAAGGAAAGGGCGGAACGGGAAGCAUUGGGGGCAUUGCCUCUCUAUCAGCGCACCAUCCCUUGAUUAUACUGUUAUUUGUCUCGGUUGUUACUUGCUGAGUACGUCUUUCAAAGAAAUAAGGACACUAUUAUUCUAUUGGGAAGUUUUAAAGAGGACCAUGAAAGCUGAGAAAUUUGGUUUAUUUUAUCUACGUUCAGAGAAGGAUCUUUUGCUUUUGUGGAUUAAAUGGUCUGAUAGUCAUUGUUACCAUAUAUGGGCCUCUUUAAAUGUUAAUAAUAUAUGCCUAACACUGUUUUGAAGUUCUACUCUGAAAUCAACUUGAUCAUCUAUAUUCCAAGACA